CCAUGUGGGUCCACGUGUGGAAUAUCGAUUUUCGUGGAGCUAAAUUGCAGCAAGACAAAUUAGUCUGCUCACUCUACUAUGCCGCACUGUUAGGCCUUACCAAUGUCAUAACCGACAUUUGCGAAAGAAUAAACUCUCGGUCUGAUCCAACACUGAGGUUGGCUCAAAUACUAAAACAAAGAGGCGGCAGUCAUGGCACAGCACUUCAGGCAGCUUCUUACGGAGGUCACAUGUAUGCGGUUGAGCUGCUCCGUCAGAAGGCUGCUGACGUGAACACAUGAUCACGGCGAGCCAGACUAUGCAAAGUGCACCGGGCGUGACGAAGAAUUCCAAUCUCUGGCCGUCUUAUGAAAGUGCUACUUCCACUUUUGAUUCGGACAUAUUCACUACAAAAACUAGAGAAUUCGGUUACAUACAUUACUCUGGACAUGAUACCGGAAAGCCGCCUUCUGGUUCUCAUUUCAACCAGGCCGGAGGAGACUUGGUGGUGACCCUUCUCAGCGGAGGGGAAGAGACCCGCCAAGAAUAUCUCUGGCGCCAUAUAUCAAAAUCUACCAUGGCAAUCGUUACUUGUUCUGUUGAACAUAUGAAAUCCAGCACACCUCGCCUAAUUGGGUCCAGCGCAAUCAGGCUAUGUUGGCGGGCUGAUUGCUGUGCGGUCUCUGCCGGCCGAUGCAAUGUUACCAACCGGCGCUAGAUCGCCUCAUCUAUCACUCCACAAUCGUCUGCGAUGCCCGUAGGCAGUACCAAUGCCUGGUCACAUUGCGCCUCGGCGGCAUAGAUCUAGCCAGCGGCGUCAAGUACGGUUCCCUUCAACAAAUC
Truncatella angustata is the source of this 822-nucleotide messenger RNA. RefSeq lists its product as uncharacterized. The record is from RefSeq and is a predicted model, not a curated record. NCBI's taxonomy places the organism in Eukaryota, Fungi, Ascomycota, Sordariomycetes, Amphisphaeriales, Sporocadaceae. The transcript has 2 exons. The coding region runs from base 278 to 697 and encodes 139 amino acids.